AUGCCACCGCCAACCCUGACCCCCCUGAGAUCCAUCCACAAUGUCCCACCAGAGCCAGCACCAACACCAACACCACCCCCAAAACACCAACACAUCUCCUCCCCCCUUCGCUCUCCCCCCCUAACCCACCCCCACAUCCACCUCGACAAAGCCUUCAUCCACAACACGACCACAUACUCCCACCUCCUCCCACAAACCGGCACCUUCGCCGAGGCACUCACCACCACCAGCACCGCAAAACGCCACUUCACCCCCGCCGACCUCCUUCGGCGCGGCACCUGGCUGCUCGCCGGCUCCGUCUCCGCGGGGGUGACCGCCAUGCGCGCCUUCGUGGAAAUCGACCAGACCGUGAACCUCACCUGCCUGGACGCCGGGAUCACGCUAAAAGAGACAUGGAAAGACGCAUGCACGGUGCAGCUGGUUGCGUUUGCGCAGGACGCGAUAUUCUCGGGGCCGGAUGGCGGCGACGCGAAUAGACGGUUGAUGGAGGAGGCGGUGCGGAGGCCGCAGGUCGAUGUUCUUGGAACGACGCCGUACGUGGAGGAUAGUCUGGAGGCUGCGGAGAGGAAUGUUGAGUGGGCGGUGGAGAUGGCGUUGGAAUGCGGGAUGCAUUUGGAUUUUCACCUUGAUUAUCAUUUGGAUGGCGGGAGGGAGGCGAUGGUGUGGUUUGUUUUGAGGACGUUGAGGGACAGGGGCUGGACGAGGAGAUCCGGGGGGAAGAGGGUCGUGCUGGGACAUUGUACAAGGUUGACGAUGUUUGGGGAGGAGGAGUGGGGUCGUUUGGCGAGAGAGGUUCGUGAGGGGGAGCUUCCCGUGAGUUUUGUUGGGUUGCCGACGAGUGAUCUGUAUAUGGCGGCGUCGCUGGACGGCGAUCGGCCGAGGGGGACGCUGCGGGUUUUGGAGAUGAUCGAGAAGUAUGGCUUGGAUGCGGUGAUGGGGGUUAAUAAUGUUGGGAAUUCGUUCACGCCGUGGGGCUCGGAGGACCCGUUGGCGCUGGCUUGUCUGGGCGUGGGCAUCUAUCAGGCGGGGACACAGGCGGAUGCAGAGUUGCUGUAUGAGUGUGUGUCCACCCGUGCUCGCGCGGCUAUAGGGUUAUCGCCACCUGGGACUGGGACUGGCAAUGGCCUCGCCCUGAAAGAGGGAGAUCGUGCAGAUAUCCUGCUGUUCUAUGAUGUGGAUGAUACCGGCUGUGGGGUGUCGAGACCGCGACAUGGCGUGGCGGGCAUUGUCUGGGACCCGCCGUCGAGGUUAGGCAGAGACGUUGUCGCAGGGGGUCGUUUGAAGGGAUCUUCGUCUUCCCUGUGUCCGAGAUCUGCAUAUAGUUUCGUAUAG
Aspergillus heteromorphus CBS 117.55 is the source of this 1332-nucleotide messenger RNA. Its product is annotated as putative zinc metallopeptidase. Gene Ontology annotation, molecular function: hydrolase activity, acting on carbon-nitrogen (but not peptide) bonds, in cyclic amidines. The transcript has 2 exons. Lineage: Eukaryota; Fungi; Ascomycota; Eurotiomycetes; Eurotiales; Aspergillaceae. The record is from RefSeq and is a predicted model, not a curated record. The coding region runs from base 1 to 1332 and encodes 443 amino acids.